AUGAACAAUGAAUGGGAGGAGACUGACCCGAAUGAUCCAACUUGGGAAGAUGAUGAGGGUUUGUCAGUCUUCAAUCGCUUGCAGAAAAAUCAUGAGUACUACAAGCCAAGACAACACAUCGGGUACACUGAAGAAGCGGAAAGAGACUUCCGCCUCGCUUAUCGGCCAGCUGAGGCUGCGGAACAUUCAAAGUUCAUCCCAAAAAUUGCGCUUGCGCCACUUUCAAGAGAGAAGUUACCUCCGACGGUUGUAAAGUUUAACGGAUUGACUGAUCCUGAUGAUCACGUCAGAACUUUCACAAGCGUAGGUUGCAUGGGAGGAUGGAACAUGCCUAUGUGGUGCCAUCUGUUUAUUCAAACUCUUACCGGGGCUGCUCGCGCUUGGUUCGAUAGCCUUCCUCCGGGAAAUAUUAAGUCAUGGGUAGAUUUCAAGACGCAGUUCUUGAGUUACUUCAGCCAGCAACGACGCUACCAGCGCGACACAGCUGAGGUAGAAGACAUCUGGCGAAGAGAUGGUGAGGGUUCGGAAGAUUUCAUCACUCGCUUUAACAAAGAGUGUCUGGAAAUCGGUGGCGUAAGUGAGCAACUCAUGCGCUGCCAUUUCAAGAAAGCCAUUCAAUGUGAUAGUCUCAUCAGAACUAUCACUGGCAAAGACGGAAUGCCCAAAGAAUGGGAUAAACUCAUGGAAGCCGCAAAAAUAGUCGCGCAAACUGAAGAAUCACCCGCUGGAAACAAGAAUUAUUAUUCUGAAGACCGAUUUUCCAAAGGGAAUUCGCGCGAUCACAACAAGCGCAACAAGUACAAAGGUAAUGAUUGGAAAUCUGGAAGAUCAAGGGGCCAUGACGAAAGGCCGCGCUAUAGAGAAGACGCGUGCGACACAAUCGAUAGAAUCGGUUACCGAAAAGCAGUCAAGGAUGAUAAGAGAGAGAAGCAGUGGACUCCGCUCAUAAAAACACCAAAAGAGGUGUUGAUGAUGGAGAAUCAUGAUUUCAAGGCACCAAGGCCUAUGACAAACAAGAAGGGGCAAGACCCCAACCUGUACUGUGACUUCCACAAAGAUACAGGGCACCUGACAGAUGACUGCUAUAGUCUAGGUCAAGAAAUUGAGAAAGCACUAAAGAGCGGGAAGCUAAGUCACCUGGUGAAAAACGUGGGAAAAGAAACUCGACAGCUUCAACGCCAUGAUGAGGGAAGUCACAAGAAAGUCCGGCGCCUCGAAACCCAUGUGGUCAACGGACCAAGAUACAGUGCAAAAGAGAAAGGCAAGCGCCCUUACAAACCUUCAUGGCAAGAGCAACAGGUCAUUUUCCCGGUAGUGCGCGGCGGUCCUCGCGCCACUCGACCCGUCGUCAUUACCGGUAUUAUCGGCCAUUAUCAAACGGAAUAUGUCUUCAUUGACCCAGGAAGCACAGCUGAUAUCAUCUAUGAACAUUGUUUUAACCAGUUUGAUAAAGAUGAAAAAGCAAGACUCGAGCCAGUUGAUUAUCCGUUGUCUGGAUUUUGCAAUGAAAUGGUUUUCCCACUAGGCCAAAUCAGCUUUCCCGUCACACUCUCUGACGGAAAGCAUUCAAGAACAACAAAUGUAACUUCAUGGUGA
Molecule: messenger RNA, 1596 nt
Organism: Helianthus annuus (common sunflower)
Lineage: Eukaryota; Viridiplantae; Streptophyta; Magnoliopsida; Asterales; Asteraceae
Exons: 1
Coding region: 1-1596 (531 amino acids)
Source: RefSeq, a predicted model, not a curated record